Molecule: messenger RNA, 1878 nt
Organism: Alternaria viburni
Lineage: Eukaryota; Fungi; Ascomycota; Dothideomycetes; Pleosporales; Pleosporaceae
Exons: 2
Coding region: 1-1878 (625 amino acids)
Biological process (GO): translesion synthesis
Molecular function (GO): DNA-directed DNA polymerase activity; damaged DNA binding
Source: RefSeq, a predicted model, not a curated record
AUGAUCGACUACAAUGUCAGCAUUCUCAACUCUAAUGACCUCAGCAACGCCUUCUUUUGUCUCGACAGGAACGAUCCCACUGUGGGGUUUCCUUACGAUGCGACGCGGCUGAGGGGUCAUCUGUACCCCAAAACGGCCUCUGAACACUUAGGCACCACGCCCGAUCUGCUACACCUCCGAUUGGCUCUAGGAAGCCAUCUAGCACACUACGUGCGAACUCGACUCGAGGCAGAGAAGGGCUACACGGCCACGGUUGGCAUCUCUACUAACAAGCUUCUGGCAAAGCUUGUUGGCAACACAUACAAGCCCAAUGCUCAGACUACACUGGUCCCGCCCUAUACAUCUGGUGAAGACGAUGAGACUAUCGACAACGUGACUGCCUUCAUCGAUGAUCACGAAGUCGGCAAGAUUCCCGGCAUAGGGUUCAAGAUAGCACAAAAGCUCCGUACCCACCUACUGCAGCGGCCGGCAGAAUUUGAUGCUGGACUGGUGUAUGGUGGGACUAAAGAGGCUGUUCUUGUCCGCGAUGUAAGGACGCAUCCUGGAAUCGGUCCGGAGACGUUGGAGCGGAUACUCGGUGGUCCGGGCGUACCACAUGGCACCGGGACCAAAGUGUGGGGUCUACUAAACGGCUGUGACGACACAGAAGUCGGCCAAGCACGCGAAAUACCGCGUCAGAUCAGUAUAGAAGACAGCUACAUGCGCCUAGACACACUUGAAGCCGUGACCAAAGAGCUUCGCAUGCUAGCGAAAAGACUGCUCGAGCGAAUGCACACCGAUCUCCUAGAAGAAGAUGACGAUGCACACGACCUAUCCACGGCUCCAACUUCCGCCACCACUUCAAAGCCUAUGAAGCGCUGGCUCGCUCACCCGAAAACACUCCGACUAUCAACCCGACCACGGGCGCCCCAAAACCCAGAUGGCACCCGCAAUCGGUCCUUUGCACGCAUAUCCAAAUCCGGACCCAUGCCAACGUUUGUCUUCAGCCUAAAAGACGAUAAUAAUAAUACUGUGGAUGCCGUGGUUGAGAAGCUGCUGUCCGAGACGUUGCUACCGCUGUUUCGCAAGCUGCAUCCGGAGAAGAAGGGAUGGAAUCUUAGUCUGGUUAAUGUUGCGGCGACGAAUAUGGCGGAUGCGGCGAGGGAGAGGGGUGGCGUGGGGAGGGAUAUUGGGAAGAUGUUUAGGAGGCAGGAUGAGGUGUUGAGGCAAUGGAGGGUGGAUGAUGAGGUGGUGAGUGAAGAACAGGUUCAAGUUGAAGCAUCUUCAUCACCAGAUGAACCGCCCUGGUUGGCAGCAGCGCGGCAGCAACGACAAGAACACAUGAUGGACGAAGAACCAUCUAUACCUGAAGAAGAAUGGGUGAGUGAACAGCAAGCUCAAGUUGAAGCGUCUCCAUCACCAGACGAACCGCCCUGGUUACAAUCAGCGCGACAGCAACGACGGGAAUACAUGAUGGAUGAAGAGCCAUCCCUGUUCGAAGAAGAUCUCGUCAGUGAACAGCAAGCUCAACUCGAAGAAGACUUCGUGAGCGACGAGCAUGUUCAAGUCGAAGAAGAUUUCGUCAACGAACAUCAGCCUCAAAUUGAAGCCUCCCCAUCACCAGACGAGCCGCCCUGGUUACAAUCAGCGCGGCAGCAACGCCUUGAAUACAUGAUGGACGAGGCUUGGCCGACAGGUGAAAUUAUUCACAGGCAAGGUUCUGAGGAUUUGCCCACUUCGUCACAGAAGAUUGGUUCUCCUGUGGAUGUAGAGGAUGUUUGGGAGGAGGAUGGAGAAGAUAUGACAGAUGCCGAUUCUUUUCGCUGUGAGGAGUGUGGUGCUGUUAUGCCGAGUUUCGCUAUGGGUGCGCAUUGGAGGUGGCAUGGUAUGAUGGAUUAG